Molecule: messenger RNA, 1313 nt
Organism: Fundulus heteroclitus (mummichog)
Lineage: Eukaryota; Metazoa; Chordata; Actinopteri; Cyprinodontiformes; Fundulidae
Product: dehydrogenase/reductase SDR family member 13
Exons: 5
Coding region: 50-1006 (318 amino acids)
Source: RefSeq, a predicted model, not a curated record
GUCAAAACAGAAAGAGCUCAGAUCACUGUGGGGCUCAUAGGCAGAAACCAUGUCUGUCGUUCUCCUAGUCAUCGGCGUUGUUAUAGGAGCUGCUUACAUUUACCAUCGCAUUGUGGUAAAAGGGGAGAGAUGCACAAGCCAAACAAAGCUUCAUGGGAAAACUGUGAUUGUCACUGGCAGCAACACUGGCAUAGGGAAGACAACAGCCAUAGAUCUGGCUCGAAGAGGAGCCCGAGUGAUUCUGGCCUGCCGCUGUAAGCAGAGAGGAGUUGCUGCUCUUGAGGAGAUCAAAAGGGAGAGUGGUAGUAGUCAGGUGGUGUUCAUGCAGCUGGAUCUGGGGAGUCUGAAGUCUGUUCGCAGUUUUGCAGAGGCCUUUCUGAAGUCUGAACCUAGACUGGACAUACUGAUCAAUAAUGCAGGUAUCUGCCUGCAGGGUCAAACAGAGGAUGGGUUUGGACUAAUGUUUGGUGUUAACCAUCUUGGUCACUUUCUGUUGACCAACCUGUUGCUGAACCGUCUGAAAGAGUGCGGUCCAAGCAGGAUAAUCAAUGUGUCAUCCAUGGCACACAACUUUGGAAAAGUAGAUUUUGACUGCCUGAACACCCAUAAGGCUCUGGGAUUGGGAACAUCUUUCGUGCAUGUCCUCCAAAUUUACUGUGACAGCAAGCUGUGUAAUGUUCUCUUCAACCAUGAGCUGGCCAAGAGGCUGCAGGGAACUAAGGUCACCUGCUACGCUCUUCACCCAGGAGCUAUCAGUUCAGAGCUAGGCAGGAACACAAGCUUAUUCCUACAAAUCGUCCUUAAACCCAUCACCACGUUCUUCUUCAAGAACACCAUCCAGGGAUGCCAGACCACCCUGCACUGUGCCCUGCAGGAGGGGCUUGAACCUCUCAGCGGACGAUACUUCUCCAACUGCACUGUUAGAGAUCUCUUCGCUAAAGCCAAGGAUGACGCUGCUGCAAAGAAGCUGUGGGAAGUUAGUGAGAGACUCUGUGGCCUUGUCUGAAGCAAAAAGAAAACACCUCAUUUAAAGCAUGACGAGGACUUCUGUUAGCUGUUAGAAGGGACAGGUGUUCUUAAUGGCCUUGCUUGAUUUAACUGACUGAAAACUUUGGUUCAAAACUAAUCAAGUUAUGGUGGGUAAAACUUUGACAAGUAUUACGAUGCAUAAUCUAAUGUAUAAAAUGGAACAACCUGAUCUUUUAAAGACAUGGGUGGUCUUUGUAAGCCAGCUGGAUGCUGGAGGCUUCACCAGUGUUCAGAUGUGUUUUAAAUGUGAACCGAUUGAUUAAACUUUCUUACUGUAUAACUUG